Molecule: messenger RNA, 1713 nt
Organism: Suillus discolor
Lineage: Eukaryota; Fungi; Basidiomycota; Agaricomycetes; Boletales; Suillaceae
Exons: 14
Coding region: 1-1713 (570 amino acids)
Source: RefSeq, a predicted model, not a curated record
AUGGCUCCUUCACAAGUCGCAAGAGCAAAGAAAAAAGCUCCUGCAAAGGCCAAAGCUGUACAGCCAGAACGCCAACAUGCUCGCUCUCCACGUCCAUUCCUCCACACUGCACACUAUUCUGAUAGCCAGAAUAAGACUAGAGAGACAGAGCAAGACUCACCUGAUCGUGACAAGCUCGAGUACAAUGCUUACGACAAUGACAUGCAAGACGAUGAAGAUCUUUUUGGAAAUCCUGAUGACAGCUACCAGCAACAUGAACAAGACGAACAAGACGAACUAGAUGGCAAACAUGGCAAAUAUGACGACAAACAAGAAGAUGAGCAGGACAACAAGCAGGACAACGAUCAGGACAAAUAUGAACAACAAGACCAUAAACAAGAUAAACAUGGUGAACAAUAUUCAAGGCAGAAUCUGCAAAUGAGUUGUUAUGAUGAUGAUGAUCUGAUGGAAUCAGACCAAGACCAAGGCAAGGAUUCCCAAGCAGACAACAAAUGUAUUGAUCCAGGCAUUUUUGAUGUCCUUGAGCAGCACCAGGCACUCACAUCCAUGUUCUCACUCAAAGUCUCCCCAUCAAUACACAAACAAAUGUGCCAUUCUCGAUCUCAUAGUCUUACGCAUGACGAGGGUGACCAGCCCAAGCACCAAAUAGAAAGGGCAAGCAAACAAGCAAACCCCUUGAAGCUUGAAUUUUACCCAACCUGUUGGCAGAUGUUUCUUCAGGCGGCAAAGUUGGAAAUGCACCUGCAGGCUGUACUAACGCACCAAAUUUCAGAGCAUUGUGACAUGGUCGGCGUAGUGGGAACUAGGAUGAGUCUUCUCAGCGACGAGUCGAGUGACUCUACUGAAGCUGAGCGUGGUCUAGCCUUGACGGAACGUCAAGGAUUCCUCCGGCGAUCUCGUGUAUCGCCAAGUGCAGCUGCGCAUAGGUACAGGAAGCGCCAAGCGCUCCGGGUCUUCAUACAUGAGGCGCCUAGGGCGCUCCGGAUCUUCAUGAAGCGACAUGUGGCCAGGGGCGGGGUCAUAGCGCCAGGCGGGGUCAUAGCGGUCCAGACCGCUGUCUUUCUAGGCGCAGGCGGCGCACCGCCGCGCGGGGAGUCUAGCAGAGCGGGGGCAGGUGUAGGGAGAGCUGGGGCUCUACUGGAGAAUGGAUAUUUCCCAGAAUAUCGUGAUCAGAUGUCAUGCUUGAUGGAACUCAAGAAAGUUAUCAUCUCUAUUGUGAAACAACUAUACAACAUCUUCCUGAGAAGCGGUGCGACACACGGGGACUCGGUGGUGCAGAAACAUAUUACUGAAGCAGCGUCUAUCCUGAUCAAGUCUGGUGACUACCUUCGGCUUCCUGACUCGUCCAAGGUUCUUAAAGAUGGAUGUCUAGAUUUUUACUAUGGCAACGGCAAAAAAGCAUUGAAGUUGAUGGAGGAAUUUCAAUGCUCAAUUCCUGUCAAUGGCCUCAUUCUCAUAGCUGCAGUUGUGAAGGGCGUUCUGAGUGGUUUCUGUAAAACCGGUACAGACAAAGUCCCAGAUCUCUCUGCUGAUAAAUGCAGAUCUGAUUUCAACUCCCUACAAAAAUCUAUUGAUACAUUGAUAGAUAUUCCUGAGCAUUGUCGAGAGCUGGAAGAGAUGUUGGAGGAAUGGGCUGAGUUUAGGAUGAUGAGUGGAGUUUGCAAUGGUUCAGACAGUGGCUCAGCUGAAGAGGAUGUCAACAUCAUUAUAUAG